Messenger RNA from Cryptotermes secundus, 3444 nucleotides. RefSeq lists its product as uncharacterized. The record is from RefSeq and is a predicted model, not a curated record. Gene Ontology annotation, biological process: proteolysis. NCBI's taxonomy places the organism in Eukaryota, Metazoa, Arthropoda, Insecta, Blattodea, Kalotermitidae. The transcript has 18 exons. The coding region runs from base 52 to 3123 and encodes 1023 amino acids. Gene Ontology annotation, molecular function: metal ion binding.
GUGCUCAGUACAUCACUUAACUACGCUCAGUGUUAGUCACACAUAAGAAACAUGGCUCCUGUUGAUAACUCGCCAGCUGGAGGGAGAAGUGGAAGCUUCGAAUUAAUUUGUUCAUUGAAAGCAAAUGACUUGGUACCCGUUCAUAAAUAUAAAUCGAAUGCGACGGGGCUGAUUGUUGUCAUUGCUGAAGUUGAGGGUCCAGUCGUAAAUGGAUACUUCUGUUUGGCAACGGAGGCACAUGAUGAUGACGGACUGCCACACACCUUGGAGCAUGUCAUAUUUAUGGGGAGUGAAGAAUACCCAUACAAAGGAGUUCUGGAUCUGCUUGCCAACAGGUGUCUGGCGUCUGGGACCAAUGCUUGGACUGACACAGACCAUACUUGUUAUACUAUGACAAAUGCUGGAAGCGAGGGAUUCCUCGCUGUGAUGCCCAUAUAUUUGGAUCAUAUACUGUACCCAACCCUAACAGAUUCUGGUUAUGUCACAGAAGUUCAUCACAUAACAGCAGAAGGGGAAGAUGCAGGUGUAGUAUACUGUGAGGUGCAGGGAUGUGAAAACACAGGUGAAAGGCGUUGCCAUCUUGAAAUGUCAAGGGCCAUGUACCCAGGUCACUGUGGAUACAAAUCUGCUGCAAGUGGAGUCAUGAAAAAUUUAAGAGAUAGUACAGACAAUAUAAAGGUACGUAAUUACCACAAAGAAUUCUAUAGACCAGAGAAUUUAACAUUGAUAAUUGCCGGACAAGUGAAACCAGAUGAAGUUUUUCAAGCUUUGACAACUGUUGAAGAUAAAAUUAUUUCCAAGGGCAAUCGAGGACCAUUCACUCGACCAUGGCAGUCACCUGUGCCACCACUGCAAGAGUCUGUUGACCUGAAAGUGCCAUAUCCGUGUGACGAAGAAGACAAUGGAAUGGUAUACAUUGCAUGGCGUGGUCCUUCAGCUGUUAAGGAGCUAUACAGGAUGGAUGCGUGCUUAAUCCUGUUGAGGUACUUGACUGACACUCCUGUGAGUCCUCUCCAGAAGGAAUUUGUUGAAACGGAUGAUCCUUAUGCAAGCAAGGUUUCCUGUUGCUUGACAGAGAACUCCGAAUCGAUGCUGUAUCUAAUGUUCGAAAAUGUUCCAACAGAGAAAAUUGAUUUGGUGAAGAAUCGCCUGUUUGAAAUUCUAGGAGCAAUUGCCAGUGGAAGUGAGCAGCUGGAUAUGAGGAGGAUGCAUACAGUCAUACACAAACAUAUUUUGGAGUCUUUGAGUCACUUGGAAAACAGUCCACAUGAAACAGUCACUUUCAUGAUCAUUGGGGACAUGUUGUAUGGUAACACCAAAGAAGAUCUUAGUCAGCGGCUGAAUCCAGUGGAAGAUCUACAUAAAAUGGAGAAAGAGCCAGAAGAAUUUUGGUUACAACUUUUAAAAAUGUAUUUGCUUGAUGGUCCAAGUGUGACCAUAAGGGGAUAUCCUAGUUUAGAGGAGCAGCAGUUGAUGGCCAAAAGUGAGAAGCAGCGUAUUUCAGAGCAGCGGCAGAAAUUUGGAAAAGAGGGACUUACGAAACUUGGUGAACAGCUACAACAGGCGACAGUUGAAAAUGAAAAACCUCCACCACGUGACAUGCUGACUUCGAUACCAAUUCCGAGCACUUCCUCUAUCAACUUUCAUCCAAUCCAGUGCUUUACAACUGAUUCAGCUGAGCAACAUUCAAAAUUUGAAUUAUCUGAAGUUCCAGUUCAAAUGCACCUUGACAGUGUGCACACCAAUUUUGUGUAUAUGUUUAUCCUAAUGGACACUGCUGGAGUACCAUGUGAGCUUCGCCCUUAUUUACCUCUUCUUCUAGAAUCCUUACUGGAGCUGCCUGUGAAACGAGGCGAUGUACUUGUCCCGUAUGAAGAGGUCGUAGCGCAGUUAGAAAUAGACACCAUCACAGCUUCAACUGGAAUUGGGCUUGAGGCUUUGUCUAGGUUCCAAUGUGGCCCAUACUCCCAUACAGCUUCUCUUAUGCUUCAGCUUGAACCCGUCAAAUAUGAACGUUGCAUCAAUUGGAUCAGAGAAUUGCUCUAUCAGACCCAAUUUACGGCUGAGAGAUUUAAGAUCAUUGCUGCCAAGAUUGCUAAUGAUGUAGCACAAGUUAAGAGAAAAGGCAACAAAGUAACUGGAGAUCUUAUGAGGGGGCUCUGCUACAGCAAAGAUAGUAACCACUAUUCAUCCAGCAUGCUUAGACAGCAUAAGUUUCUUACUGCACUGAUUGAGAAACUGGACUCAAAAGAAAAAUGUGAACAUGUUCUGAAUGAAAUAAAAUCUGUGCAUCAGAUCAUCACAGAUCCAUCUAGCAUUGUAAUCCACUUGGCCGCAAAUGUUGAUCAACUGGCAAAUAAAGUAGGUGACUUGGUACAGCCAUGGAGAAACGUCUUGCCAGCUGAUAAAGUUGCAGAGAAGAAAAAGUUGCAUGUGACAGAUGACUGGACGUUAAUUCUUGCUCCCAACAACAGCAGCUGUGUUGUUGGUUUAGGUUGUAUAGAGUCCUCUUUCCUCUGUCAGACUACACCAUGUGUCAGAGAUUUCAGUGAUGAAAAUUUAGCACCAGUAUUAGUUUUCCUUCAGUACCUCACACAGCCAGAGGGUCCACUGUGGCGUCAGGUACGAGGCCUUGGCCUUUCGUAUGGUUACAGCAUAGUACCUCGGCCACACGAAGGGUUACUCUACCUGUCCUUCUACCGAGCAACAAACUGUGUAUUGGCAUACAAAGAAACUAAGAAUAUAGUGAAUGCUCAAGUGACUGCUGGAGCAAAAUGGGACCAAAAUUUGUUUGAAUCUGCAAAGAGUUCUCUUAUUUUUGAGAUCAUUGAGCGUGAAAAGAGCGUAGGUGACAUUGUGACACAGUCCCUUCUGUCAUACUUCAAAAGGGUUGAUCAUGAUUACAACAGACAGCUGGUACAGCUGAUCUCUCAAGUUACAGCAGAUGAUCUGAAUCAAGUGGGCCCUAAAUAUGUGGCACCACUUUUCAACCCUGAGACAUCAAGGACAAGCAUUGUGUGCCAUCCUUCAAAAAUUGAAGAAAUUGCAGCUGGGUUUAAAGAGAUGGGCCAUAACUUGGAAUUGUACCAGACCCUGGAGGAGAGUUUCCUGAGUAACUGGUAAUUCUGUCAAGUGAUGUCAGAAUUACGUUAUGUACAGAGACAUCUCAGAUCAAUUAACAAUACUGUUGAGUUGUCAGCUGCCAGUCUUAUGCUUAAUGUUAAGUGAUAGGACACUCAUUUUUUUACUGUUAUUAUUAUAUCGUAUUCUUCCACGACUUUUGUAUCAGAAUUGUAAUUUUUAUUUGAAUACAAUUCAUUAUUACUUGCAUUGAAAUGUAACAGUAUGUCAGUAACAAUUUAUUAUGUAAGUCAAACUGUAAUGAUCAUAAAGUUAUGUUUCCAUGUUGUGAGUUAUAUACGACAUAGAGGCAUGAGCAUUUCA